GAAGACCGAGUGAAUAGCGCGUGAAUAAACAACCCGGGUACCUUGUUAAGAGAGCAGGGCAGUGGUAGUCGUUUCCGUGUUUGUUUCAGUCGUCAAGCAUGGCAUGGACAAAGUAUCAGCUGUUUCUCGCGGGGCUUAUGCUUACAACUGGCUCCAUCAACACGCUGUCGGCCAAAUGGGCUGACUUAUUUAAAGCGAAAGGUUGCGAUGAUGGGCCUGAACGUGACUUCUCACAUCCAUUUGUACAGGCAGUGGGGAUGUUUCUGGGUGAGUUCAGUUGUCUGGCAGUCUUCUACAUCUUGCUUUGCCAUGACAGACGAAGGCCAGAACCAACGAUGAAUAUCGGCCAGAGCUUCAACCCUCUCCUCUUCUUCCCUCCUGCCAUGUGUGACAUGACAGCCACUUCCAUCAUGUAUGUUGCACUCAACAUGACGAGCGCCUCCAGCUUCCAGAUGCUUCGCGGAGCAGUCAUCAUCUUCACCGGUCUCCUUUCGGUGGCGUUUCUGGGGCGUCGCCUGUUGCCCAGUCAGUGGCUCGGUAUCAGCAUCACCAUCCUUGGCCUGGUGAUAGUGGGCCUCGCUGACUUUGUCAGUGGGCACAGAGAUGACUCACAUAAACUCAGUGAUGUCAUCACUGGUGAUCUUCUGAUCAUUAUGGCUCAGAUCAUUGUUUCAGUUCAGAUGGUGCUGGAGGAAAAGUUUGUCUACAAACACGACGUUCAUCCUCUUCGGGCUGUUGGAACUGAAGGACUCUUUGGUUUUAUUGUCCUGUCUCUGCUGCUCAUCCCUAUGUAUUUCAUCCAUGUUGGCAACUUCAGCAACAACCCUCGGCAUGUCCUGGAGGAUGCGCUAGAUGCUUUCUGUCAGAUCGGACACAAGCCUCUCAUUCUGUUGGCUCUGCUGGGCAACACGGUCAGCAUUGCCUUCUUCAACUUCGCCGGGAUCAGCGUCACUAAAGAGAUCAGCGCCACCACCCGCAUGGUGCUGGACAGCCUGCGUACGCUGGUUAUCUGGGUGGUGAGUCUAGCCCUGGGUUGGGAGAGUUUUCACGGCCUGCAGGUUCUGGGCUUCUUGGUUCUGCUGCUGGGCACAGGACUCUACAAUGGACUUCACCUCCCUCUGCUGGCCAGGAUACCGUUCUGUGCUGCGUUUGUGAACAGAGAAGAGGAGCGCAACGCAGCAGAAAGAGAGAGAUUGCUUAAUAACGGCAGGGGGCAGGCGGAUGCAGACACAUAAAACUUGUUGGACUCAGCACAGACAGCAUCACACAGACACUGUAACUUUCAGGAAAGUCGUCAGUUGCAUUUUACACAUUUUUCUGUUCACGCCUCUGGUUUUAACUGACCUCACACAGCGCUGUAAUGUGUGUGAAAACAUUUUUAAAGAAACGUUUAAAAAUUUGGGGAAAAGUGCACUUAUUUAUUUUCUUGCAGAAUUAAAUAAGGUGAUUUGUACCACUCUUGUAUUCUGUAUGCACAACAAACACAAAGCUAAAGGCUAUUCGCUUAGCUAACAACAUAAACUGAUUGUAGUGACACAGUGGAUCCUGUCCUGACACCCAACACUCUCAUUUCAGAGACUAAUCAGGGUAGAAGAGAGAUAUUUUAUCCUUUUGUGUUGUUUAUCUCCUGUUUAAUUCCUGCCAUUGGUCAUGGAAUCUGUUGACUUUUAAUUAUAAAGCAGGACUUGUUCCAAUUUAUAAAACAAAACCUUCAAACUUGAAUUAGUGGGGGCGAUUGUACGAGUGUGUGCUCUCACUCAUACACGUUCAACUACAAAGUGAGUCACAUUUUCCACUGGGUUUUAAAGCCUGUGAAAAUUGUCAUCCUCAUCAAGACUAUGUGUCUGCUGAUUACACACGUGUAUGGAAAAAUCUCUACUCAGAAAAAACAACCAGACAAGGAGCAAAAAACCACGGAUGCUUGUUUUGUGGAGCGACUUUGACUCAUUGUUAUAAACACCUCUAAGAUAUAUUUUAGACCAAGUAUCAGCCCAUAUUUAGAUAAAUUAGUGAUUAUAUACUAAAGUGUAGUAUAAAUUGGAAAUUGCCCAUUUCUAGAUGCCCAUUCUGUUUGUGCACAUGGACCCAGAAAGCCUAAGAGUCAUGUGGGAAAGUGCAUCAUCACUACUUUUUCUGAGACACUUCCUUAUUUCCUCUGCAUCUUCACUGCUUAGUCUGUGAGCUGCAGUGUAAAGCUUCUCCUCUGAUGUACCUUCAGCCCUGAAAUAGCAACAAGGAGAAUAAAAUUCUAUUUAUCAGCAGGUUGAGAUCACUAAUAAUCACGUGACUCAGUAAAAAAUGCAGACGAGAGUCUGAAAAGUACUAAAAGCAUCAUGCACUCAUGGUCAAAAUGUGGCUAAAACAUGUGAAUAUGUUGCCAGUUGGCAGAUCCUUUUGUCAUCUGACAUGGUAGACCAGCACUUUGCCCCUGUUUCCUGUUUUUAUUCUCAACUAAACAAACAUGUUUGUUCCAUCGGGCUGAGUGAUGUCAAUUAUCUCAUCUAAUUCUGCAAGACAGACGAGUUGUUUUUAUCCCAGAUUCUUAAAUUAAUUUAACAUCUGGAAGAAAUAACAGCCUGUUGGAGGUGUUUAACCACAGCAUUUGUUUUUAAGGUUUUUAAACUUUUUUUUUACAGGUGUACGGGCAGAAAACAAAAACAAUCCAAUAGUUUUUUUUUUUGUUACUUAAGUACUAAAGCAUAUGUUAUGCCUUAUACCUAAGGCAUUUUUUUUGUUAUUUAAAAAAAAAACAUUGUGAAAUCAUAUCCAGUAAUAAUUUGAAUAUUUGUCCACAGUAAGAGCCUUUUAUAUGAUUUUUUAACAUGUUCCAGAUUGUGCCAAAAUUUUGUCAUCACGGAAAUGUGCACUUGAUUCACUUCCUCAAGACGGCACCAUAGAUGUUUUAGAAUAACGUUAUCAAAUCUGUAAUCUAAGUAAAGCUGUUUCCUGUUUUUAAUUCACUUUUUAAAGAAGGUCUCCACAUUUUUUACACAAGAACCUGUACAAAGAGUUCAGAUCUCCACAAGAGAUUUAUUCUUUGUAUCACAAACCCUGCUUCCCCCCUUAUGUUUAGUUAUGCACGAUGUUUUCUAGAAGACACGUGGAGAAAAAGGGAACUGUCAUUAUCUUACAUUUUUGUUGAAUUUUGAAAUUGCUCUCCAGCUAGUAGAUGUUAUACAAUGAAAUACAAUAAACAGAAAAAUGUCAACCAGUGUCCUCACUCAUGUUUGAACAUCUUUUAUAUUUUAAAAUGAUGCACUUGGUUAAAUAAAUGUAUGUGUAUCUGUAUGUGUAGAGCAAAAGUUUUAGGCACAAUCAUGAAAAAAAUGACUGAGUUGCAGCCUUAACUGUGAUUUUUGGGCCUCAGAAAAUGUGUUUCUACUCUCAUAUGCUUUAUUUACAGACCUAUAACAUAUGACUGUUUACCUUUAGUUUAUAAAGGCCACACUGGCUCAUAUGCAUGUGUGUAGAAAAUGUAAGAAAAUGGAAUAAAAGUGUCAGUAAAAAGGUCUAAUGUUACCAGCAGCUGACACCUGCGCUUACUGAAGAGUCAAACCAACAUCCCCCCCAAAGAGCUUUUUUAUGCUUUAAUGGAGGUCAAAAGUUAAAACCAGGGGUCCCCAGAGACCUGUACAUGCAACCACAUCCAACUUAAUGGAGCAAGAUGAAUGAACAUGUGUUAACUGACCACACACACACUCACAUACAUUCUUUUUGAUUAGGUGUAUGAUCACAAUUAAGAAAAAGUUUAUUAUAACAUUUUUAACUUGUUUUAAAUGUAAUAGACUGUCUGUACUUUUUUUGUUUAGCCUUUUUUUUAAAAAUCAAUUCCCUUAGAUAAGAGAGAAUUUCCUUGAAAUUAAUUUAAUCCAAAUCCAAGUUUUCAUUCAGAGUUGGAUAUAAUUUAAAGGUUAUAGUAUUCAGCAACAUUAAACUGCACAAGUUCUGACAUGGAAAAUUAAUAUUGCUGAUUCUGUACUAGUUCUAUAUCAGCACUCAAGUGGAAGCAGAUUGAUGGAAUUGAUGUGUUUCUUGUUUGUUUUGGUGUUUCUGUGAAUUAAAGGUCACAUUUUCUUAGA
Molecule: messenger RNA, 4079 nt
Organism: Melanotaenia boesemani (Boeseman's rainbowfish)
Lineage: Eukaryota; Metazoa; Chordata; Actinopteri; Atheriniformes; Melanotaeniidae
Gene: slc35f6
Product: solute carrier family 35 member F6
Exons: 6
Coding region: 99-1235 (378 amino acids)
Biological process (GO): transmembrane transport
Cellular component (GO): membrane; intracellular membrane-bounded organelle
Molecular function (GO): transmembrane transporter activity
Source: RefSeq, a predicted model, not a curated record